This is a messenger RNA of Cercopithifilaria johnstoni, 3366 nucleotides long. NCBI's taxonomy places the organism in Eukaryota, Metazoa, Nematoda, Chromadorea, Rhabditida, Onchocercidae. The record is from the annotation of a GenBank genome assembly.
AUGCCGGCUAAAGAUAUUGAUAUCGCCGUUGCAGUACAAAUUACCAUUUAUCCAAUCGAAGAAAGCAUCUAUGAAGGACAAGAUGCUACAUUUAACUGCCGUGCACGUGCCCCUGAUGGAGUUACGUACCCGGAAGUACGGUGGACUCGUUACGAUGCACCAAUGCCUACUUCAGCGUAUGAAAUAGACGGGCGAUUAAAAUUUUCAUCAGCGACAUUAUCUGAUAGUGGACGAUACGUUUGUUCAGCAACUUUUGGCGGACGUAACUAUGAUGCAUCUGCCCAACUAAACGUGCAAUCUUAUGGGCCACAAGAGUUCCAAAGUAUUCUACCACAGACCGGUGUGUGCCGUGUUGAUGAACGAGCUUGCGGUAAUAACGAAUGUGUGAAAAGUGAUUAUAUUUGUGACGGUGAACCAGACUGCCGGGAUCGUAGUGAUGAACAGAAUUGUCCGUCAUUGCGUUCAUGUGAACCGAAUGAAUACAAAUGCAAUAAUGGUCGUUGUGUGCAAAAGAUGUGGCUCUGUGAUGGUGACGAUGAUUGUGGCGAUAAUUCAGAUGAACAAGCCUGUAGCCAUCGAGCUCCAUCUGAUGGUUGCGCCACAAGUGAAUUCAAGUGUCGCGAUGGUCAACAGUGUGUUCCGCUUAGUUUCCAUUGUGAUGGUACCAAUGAUUGUCAGGAUGGAUCUGAUGAGAUUGGAUGCGUACAACCGACAAUUGUACAACCACCGGAAACGAAUAAGCAAGUAAAAGCUGGUGGUACUUUCCAGUUGACAUGCAAAGCGGUAGCUGUACCUGAACCGUAUAUCAACUGGCGUCUUAAUUGGGGUCCCGUUUGUGAUCCACCGAGGUGUACACAGCAUUCUGAGGGUGGUCUCGGUACACUUACUGUGAACAACGCACAGCCACUUGACCAAGGUGCCUAUACAUGCGAAGCAAUUAACGUUAAGGGCCGAGUAUUAGCCACACCAGAUUGUAUCGUUCGCAUCGUUAAUAUUCCAGCUCCUGAAAUGCAAGAAAAAACACAAUGCAAUUUGAUCGGUUCUGUAAGUCCAAUUCCGGAUCAUGCAGGCCAAUGUCAGUGUAAGCCACUGGUGGUAGGUUUAAAAUGUGAUUCAUGUAGCCGAGGCGCAUAUCAUUUGAAUGAGAAAGUUCAACAGGGUUGCUUAAAAUGUUUCUGCUUUGGUGUUACCGAUCAAUGUAAAUCAUCGACAUGGUAUAGGACAAAAGAUAAGCUAAUUUUGAAUGGCGAUUCACGAGGUGUUCAAAUAUCGGAUAUUAAUGGACAAGUUCAUAGUUCACGAUUUGAUUACAACAAACCUGGUAUGGUAACAUACAGUGAACCAUCCUAUCAAACAAUGUAUUGGAAAUUACCAACACGUUUUCAUGGAAAUAAGCUAACAGCCUAUGGUGGUGAACUUGCAUUUGAUUUGCAGUAUUCAUGUACUGGAUCUGUGAAUAAUGAACCGUUGAUUGUUCUAAAAGGUAACGGUAUAACAUUGGUGCAUCGUCCAUUGGAUACUCAUAUUUUUGCUUCCGAUAAAACAAUCCGAUAUACUAUCAACACAUACGAGGCAAACUAUGAAGAAUUAGAUGGAAGGCCGGCAACACGAGAAAAUCUGAUGAUGGUACUAGCUAAUGUAGAUUUAAUGUUAAUCCGUGCUACACAUUGUUAUGGACAACAGUACACAAGGCUUGGAGAUAUUACUUGGGAAAUAGCAGUUAAUCGUGAUACUCAAGAGAGAUUAGCUUUAGAAGUAGAACAUUGUUCUUGUCCACCAGAGUUUUCAGGAUAUAUUGGAUUAUCCUGUGAAGAUUGCGCACCAGGAUAUGAACGUUCACCGCAAGGUUUAUAUCUUGGUAUCUGUGUACCUGUUCAGCAUCGUGCCCAAUGCUCAGCAGCUGGCGCACGUAGUACACAUCCUGAUUAUGAUGGUAAAUGUCAAUGUAAGAUGUAUGCUAUAGGUACCUUGUGUGACCGUUGUCCACCCAACACUUUCCAUUUAGCAUCUCGAAAUCCACAAGGUUGCAUUCCAUGUUUCUGCUCAGGAGUAACCCAACAAUGCACCUCUGCAAAUAACUACUACAGAACUCAGGUAGUUAUUGAUUAUAGAAGAAGUGCUACCGAUCAACUGGAAAUUACUACCAGCGAUGCACAUAGUCCAUUUACUCCUCAAUCACAAGCACAAAUAACAGGACAUGAUAUAACAUUUUCAUCAUUUUAUGAAAUGCCCGGACAAACACUCUAUUGGAAAAUGCCAAAACAAUUCCUCGGUAAUAAAGUUACCAGUUAUGGCGGUACAUUAAAAUAUGUCUUUCGUUAUUCUGGUACUGGACCAUUAAAUACUGAUGUAGAUGUGAUCUUACGAGGCAAUGAUAUUGCGUUACAGUAUACUAAUCAUCAGCCAACUUAUGCGGAUCGUGAAAAUAGUAUUGAGGUAAGUCUAUUCGAAGAUCACUGGCAACGAAUGGAUGGACAAUUAGCCACACGUGAACAUCUAUUAAUGGCCUUAGCUGAUCUUGAUAGCUUGUUAAUCAAAAUGACUUAUAUGGAUGAAUGCUCAACAUCAUCGUUAAUUAGUGUUUCACUAGAUUAUGCUGAACCGCAUGCUACAAGUGGUCAAGUUGCUUAUGAGGUUGAACAAUGCCAAUGUCCACCCGGUUACAUUGGUACAUCCUGCGAAGAUUGUGCACCCGGAUAUUCUCGUACUGGUGGUGGAUUAUACUUAGGUCUCUGUGAACGCUGUGAAUGUCAUGGACAUGCUUCACAAUGUGACAAAGAGCAUGGAUUCUGCAUGGAUUGCCAACAUAACACAGAAGGUGAUCAGUGUGAACGUUGUAAACCCGGAUUUACCGGAGAUGCUCGUCGAGGUACCCCGCAUGAUUGUCAACCGGCAGCGACGAGACCUGCUUGUAUGUGUAAUAAUCACUCACCCAGAGGAUGUGAUUCAUUUGGUCGAUGUUUGCUAUGUGAGCAUAAUACGGAAGGAUAUCACUGUGAACAGUGCAAACGUGGAUUUUAUGGUGAUGCAACACGUGGUACUCCUUUCGAUUGCAUACCUUGUCCAUGCCCAGGUACAUCGGACUGCUUCUUAGAUACCUAUGGGCAAGUACAAUGCCGUAAUUGUCCGGCUGGUUUAACCGGACGUUUGUGUGAGGAAUGCGCACCAGGCUAUACGCGUUCACGUUCACGAGCGCGUGUUGAUGAAGGACGUACUUGUGAACCAAUUGGACAUGUGGAAGAAACCAAUAUCGUAUUCGUACCAACUCCUGAAGGUGAUCGUAUGCGUGAACGACCACUUCGCUGGCAGCGUAAUCGCUUGCAGCGAAAUCGUCGUUAUUAUCUUCUACGCAAAUUAUAUUAUUGA